AUGUUUACACUUUUCAUGGGCUUUGGAUGCUUAAUAGCAGCAAUAGUUUAUACUUCAAAGCCAUUUUUAAAUGAUUUAAUCAUUUCUUCAAUAGAUGAUGAAGCCAUUCCUAUUCGUGAACUUCCAUUUAGAGCUGAAUAUUUCUUUGAUGUCCAAAACUCUCCUGGAUAUCAAAUUGUUUAUUUUACACAACUAUGGUUAACUUAUUUCAUAAUAACAUUAACAGUUACAAUGGCUUCUUUAUACAGCUGUUUUUGUCUCAACAUUUCGGCACAUUUUGAUGUUCUCCGAAAAAUUGUUAAUGAUGCUAAAACUAAGGAUUUCAUAAUUUAUCACCAAAAAGUUUUAAAAAUUGCUAAGAAAUUAGUUAAAUUAUUUAAACCUAUAAUAUUUACUGAAUUCACGAUUAUGACAGUUGUGCUGUGCUUUACUGGAUUACAAAUAAUAAUGGUUGAUGACUUUGGAAAGAUUAUAGCAGCAAUACUUCAUGCCGUGGUUGCAUUUGCUGAUGUAGCAAUUUAUGCUUAUGGCGCUCAGAAAGUAUUAGAUUCAUCUUUAGCUGUUUGUGAUGAAGUUUAUAAAACUGAUAAAAAUUACAUUUUAAUCAUGAUGAUUACACAAAAAGAAUUGAAAUUCGAUGCUGGAUUGUUUCAUGCGAGUUUGCGAUACCCAGUAAUAACGCCGACACGGAAUAACUCCACAACAUCAAACCGGAAUAAUAUCGAAAAUAUUUUUUGCUCAGGUCGCAUGGCACCGACAUUUACAUCUGUUUUUAUCAUAACCAAGUAUACAGUUUUCAAUCUUUAUUUUGAUGAAUUCUAUUAUAUUAUGGUUAAAAUAAAUGAACUUAAUGGAAAAUGGAUCGAAGAAUCAAAGUUCAAGGAUAUCAUCAUCAAAGCAAAUAAAUUCAGCGAUAAUAUAACGAAAUUUUUAACAUUUGGGUGCAUUGUUGCUGGAUCAUUUUAUGUCUUGAAACCUUUGUUAAAUGUUUUCGCAGAUUAUUUUAUAUUUGAUCUUGAACCUAUUUAUGAACUGCCAUUUCGAGCUGAUUUUAUUAUUGAUACCAAAACAUCACCUGGAUAUGCAAUUGCAUACUUUAUUCAAUUUUGUUUAACUUACUUUCUUGUUGUAUUUACUGCUGCAGGUGGAGGAACCUUCUGUUGCUACUGUUUAAACAUAUCAGCACAUUUUAAAAUUCUUCGAGAAAUUGUUAACGAUUCAGAACUGGAAGAAUUUGUAAAAUAUCAUCGACAACUAAUUUCACUUGUUAAGAAGUUAAACAAUCUUUAUCAGCCAAUAAUAUUCAUUGAAUUCAUAAUUGUUGCUAUCAUUUUAUGUGUCACCGGUGUGCAAAUCAUCAUGCUUGACGAUUUUGGUAAAAUAUUGGCAGCUGUGCUUCACUCUGUUGCUAGUUCAACUGAUGUAACCAUUUACUCUUAUGGUGGUCAAAUUAUUUUAGAUUCUGCAUUAUCAGUUUGUGAUGAAGCCUAUAAAUUGGAUAAAAAUUACAUUUUCAUAUUAAUGAUGGGUCAAAGAGAAUUAAAAUUUGACACUGGAUUAUUUGAUGCAUCCUUAAAUACUUUAGCUAAAAUGUUAAGCAGGAAACAGUUCUUUGAUGCAAUUGAAAUUAUUGAAAAUCUCAAUCAAAAGUGGACCAUAUUAAGCCAAGAAAACUCGGUCAUCGUGGAAAAUAACAAAAUAUGUUCAAUAGCAUCAAAAACAAUUAUAUCUGCAUACUUUGUAACUUCAACUUUUUACGAUUUUAAACCAAUAGUUGUUGCCUUUAAUGAUUAUUGGAUCCAAAACACUCAACCUAAUUAUGACUUUCCCUUCAAAUCAAAAUCAUUCUACGAUACAACAAAGUCUCCAGCGUAUGAAUUAACUUAUCUUAUUCAAAUCUAUACAACAUACUUUUCGGCUGCAUUCAAUGCAGCUUGUGGAACUACUUUCUUCUGUUUCUGUAUGAAUAUUUCAGCACAUUUCAUAAUUCUUCGUGAAAUAAUCUUGGAAACUGAAUUGGAAGACUUUGUAAAAUAUCAUCAAAAAAUUAUUGGAGUCACCAAGAAAGUCAGCAAGCUCUUCAAGCCAAUAAUAUUUACUGAAUUUAUCUUAGUGACAACAAUCUUAUGUGUUUCUGGACUACAAAUUAUCAUGUCUAAUGAUUUUAGUAAAUUUUUUGUGGCUUUGUUCCUAAAUUUAGCUGCAUUUGGUGAUGUAGCAAUUUUCUCAUUUGGUGCUCAAAAAGUCCUAGACUCAGCUUUAGAUGUUUGUAAUGAAGUUUAUGUUGCUGACAAAGAUUAUUUAUUAAUUAUGAUGAUUACACAAAAGGAAUUAAAGUUUGAUGUUGGACUAUUUCAUGCUUCUCUUCACACAUUGUCAGUAAUAUUGAGUAGAACUAUGUCAUUUAUAACUUUAUUAAAGUCAUUUGUUAAGUAG
Molecule: messenger RNA, 2436 nt
Organism: Chironomus riparius
Lineage: Eukaryota; Metazoa; Arthropoda; Insecta; Diptera; Chironomidae
Source: the annotation of a GenBank genome assembly